Messenger RNA from Pistacia vera, 2442 nucleotides. Its product is annotated as zinc finger MYM-type protein 1-like. The record is from RefSeq and is a predicted model, not a curated record. Lineage: Eukaryota; Viridiplantae; Streptophyta; Magnoliopsida; Sapindales; Anacardiaceae. The transcript has a single exon. Gene Ontology annotation, molecular function: protein dimerization activity. The coding region runs from base 1 to 2442 and encodes 813 amino acids.
AUGAUAUCCAAUUAUUUCAAGAGACUGAAGAAAAGUCCAGCAAAAAAUGUUGAUGGAGACUCUACUGAUAUUGAGGUUAAUCAAACCCCAUUAGAAGAAGAAACCCCACAACAGCAACAACAACACCAAGAAAAAGAAGCUCAACGUUCAAUCGGGGUGUUCAAUUUAGAUGAGCUUGAAACUGACCCAGGAUUGAGGAUACCAAUUAAUGAGCUUUGUUGUACUGACAAACAAAAAGAGGAAGUUCGAAGAGCAUACUUGUUGAAAGGUCCUUGCCAACCUAAAGAUCAUAACUUUCCUUUCACUCCUUUUGGAGAUAAAAAACGUAGGUUUACAUCAGAGUGGUACAAAGAAGGUUCAUGUUGGAUGGAAUAUAGUGUGGCAAAAGAUGCAAUCUUCUGUUUGAAUUGUUAUCUUUUCAAACCCGAUUAUGGUGACCAAGCAGGUGGUGAAGUUUUUGUGAAUAAGGGAUAUAAUAACUGGAAAGAUAAAGCAAAAGUGAAAAAACAUGUUGGUGAUCAUUCUAGUACUCAUAACCAAUGUCAUGCCAAGUGUGUUGAUUUGAUGAACCAAAGGCAACACAUCGAUGUAAAUCUUGGUUGCGUGUCGAAAAAGGGCAAAUUGGAUUAUCGUAUUCGCUUGAAUGCAUCAAUUGAUUGCAUUAGAUUUCUUUUACAUCAAGGAUUAGCAUUUCGUGGUCAUGACGAGUCAGUUGAAUCUGAAAAUCAAGGUAACUUUAUGGAACUAUUGAAGUUUCUAUCCAAUCACAAUGACGACAUAAAGAAAGUUGUGCUGGGAAAUGCUCCGAAAAACCAUCAAAUGACGGCCCCCAAAAUCCAGAGGCAACUAACUAGUGUUUGUGCUCAUUUGACGACCAAGAAAAUUAUUGCAGAAAUUGUGAGAGAUAAACAACCAUUUUCUUUACUGGUUGAUGAAUCUCGUGAUGUGGCAGUGAAAGAACAAAUGGCUAUUGUUUUUCGCUAUGUGGACAAAAUGGGUUGUGUUAUCGAACGUUUUAUUGGGAUUGUGCAUGUUAAGAAUACUUCUGCAAAGUCUUUGAAAACUGCAAUAGAUGCCUUUUUUGUAAAGUAUGGAUUGAGUUUGACAAGUUUACGGGGCCAAGGUUACGAUGGAGCAAGCAAUAUGAGGGGUGAGUUCAAUGGUUUGAAGACUUUAAUAUUGAGAGAAAAUAAAUUUGCUUUCUACAUUCAUUGUUUCUCUCAUCAGCUCCAAUUGGCGCUAGUCAAAGUUGUAAGUAAACAUUCAGCAUUGGGUGAAUUUUUUCAAACUCUUUCUAUGUUAUCAAACACUGUGGCAGCAUCUUGCAAGCGCAGAGAUCUUCUACGUGACAAUCAGUAUGAAUAUGUGAUAUCUUUGAUUUCUAAUGGUGAUAUUCAGACGGGACGCGGUUUGAAUCAAGAAUGUACUAUUAAACGACCAGGAGAUACACGUUGGGGUUCACACAUAGGGACAAUUCAUAGUGUCAUAAACUUAUUUUCUUCUGUUGUUGGUGUGCUCAGAGUGAUUGAGAUUGAAGGAGAUGAUUGGCAAAACAAAAGUCAAGCAAGGAGUUUAUUACGAAUCAUGGAGAAUUUUGAAUUCGUCUUUUUGUUAUUCUUGAUGAAGAAAGUAUUGGGAAUCACAUAUGAACUGUCACAAGCAUUACAAAGAAAAGAUCAAGAUCUCCUUAAUGCCAUGCAGUUUGUACAAAUUUCGAAGCGUCGGUUGCAUAAAUUGAGAAAUGAAGACACUUGCUUCGACAUAUUGUUGAAAGAAGCUUAUGAUCUGUGUAAAGAUAAUGACAUACCAAUCCCGGAGAACAUGGAAGAUAAUUUUGGGAGGACAAAACGAGGGAUUGCGCCAAUUACGAAUAAACAUCAUUUUAAGGUGGAAUUGAUGUACACAGUUUUAGAUAACAUUCAAGAAGAACUCAAUAAUCGUUUUGAUGAAGUAAACAUGGGGUUGCUUCAGUGUAUGGCAUCUCUUGAUCCAAGUAACUCUUUUGCUGCAUUUAAUAAAGACAGAUUACUUGAGUUUGCAAAGUUCUAUCCUGCCGAUUUUCCUCAACACGAUAUUUGGUUGCUCGAUAAUCAACUUGAAAAUUAUUAUGAGGAUGUUAGCACCAAUGCCAAUUUCACUCAUGUUGAUGGGAUUGCCGAUCUUGCAAAAAAAAUGGUUGAGUUUAAGAAGGAUGUUGCUUAUGACAAAGUUUUCUUGCUUAUUAAAUUAGCACUGGUUUUGCCUGUGGCUACUGCAACAGUUGAAAGGGUGUUCUCUGCAAUGAAUCUUGUUAAGAAUACUUUGCGUAAUCGAAUGGGAGACGAGUGGAUGAACAAUUGCUUAGUAGUUUACAUUGAAAAGGAAGUUUUUGCUACAAUUCAAAAUGAAGAUAUCAUUGAACAUUUUCAGAACAUAAUGAAGCGAAAAAUCGUGUUAAAUUGA